Molecule: messenger RNA, 672 nt
Organism: Peronospora belbahrii
Lineage: Eukaryota; Oomycota; Peronosporomycetes; Peronosporales; Peronosporaceae
Source: the annotation of a GenBank genome assembly
AUGGCAGAAGAAACAUUAAAGCAUGAAGUCACCUCCAUUGCGACUAUACCAGAGCUUCAUAUUAAAAACUUUGUAUGCUCCGCGAAUCUUGGCAUGCGUUUUGACUUGACAAAUCUUCUAGUCAAGUCUCAUCGACGAGCAGAGCUAGUGCCGAAGAAAAACUGUAUUUUAAUGAAACUGCACAACCCUAAGGCUACGGCCAUGCUUUUUGCCAAUGGUAAGCUCGUCUGUACGGGCGCAGAGACGGAAGAAGCCAUUAAGAACGUGGCUCGUAGAUUCACACAAGUGAUUCAAAAGAUGGAUUAUCCAGGUGUGAACCUGAUUGAUUUUAAAAUCCAGAAUGUCGUGGGCACUUGCAACUUGGGAUUUCGAGUUCUUUUGGAGGCACUAUCUUUUGCACACAGUGACUGCUGCACGUACGAGCCUGAGUUGUACCCAGCGCUGAUUUACUGCUUAGAGAAGCCACACGUCAAAAUGCUUGUGUUUGUAAGCGGGAAAGUGGUUUUUACGGACUCAAAGGAGCAACAAGAGUUGUACGCGGCGUGCGAAACGAUCUUUCCGAUUUUUUGUCAAUUUAAGGACCCCAAGCGAACCGGUCCUGCUGGUAGCGACACGUUUUCGGGUAUUCAUUUGAAAACUGACACUAGCAAUGAGUCCCACCUUGACGACUAG